AUGUCCGACCUACCCAUUUGUCCUGACGAAUACCAUGCCGACUCCUUCCCCAGCCAGUCUCCAGCUUUUUCUGAUUGUGACAGCACUGGGGCUCUCACUCCGACUUGGUCCACCAGCGCCCAGCCUUCCACUCCAGCCGAGAGCGACACCAGCAGCUCCGUGAUCAGCGAAUCAACUGCGGCACUGCACAAUGAACUUGACAGGAAACUGGAAGCCCUUGUUCUGGCUGAAGAGACAGUGCCUCUCCACGGACAGUCAGCGGCCGAUCUACCUACCGAAGUGCCUGCACCGACUUCUAGAGACCCAUUUGGAUUCGUGUGUGCAUUCGGGUUCACCGGUUCAUUCGAUGAGCCAUCAGCCGUCCCGAGGACGAAAGGGGCCUUCCUCGAUGCAAUCAGAGGCGAGAUUGAGGGAAUCGGCAUGACGCAGCGAGGUCUCCAAUCCUACCAGAACGCCAUCAACUCUCGAAAGUAUCACACCUUUAGCACCCAGUUUCUCAUUGAUCAGAACACCGCCACCGUGAUCACUCUCGACCAGUUGGAUCAGAUAACCUUCCACCUGAAGAAAGUCGAGGAAGAAGCACAGGAGAUUGAGAAUGAAGAGGAAGAGGUCAAGGACGAGCUUAUGGAAGCCUUUAAGCAUGCCCAACCGUGGGUGAUGCGUGUACGGGCUAUCCUGCGGCAUUGCCACGUUUUCUACAAGCUCAACUUUGUCCUAGCCACGGGAAGCAAGACUGCAUAG
This is a messenger RNA of Fonsecaea erecta, 741 nucleotides long. RefSeq lists its product as hypothetical. NCBI's taxonomy places the organism in Eukaryota, Fungi, Ascomycota, Eurotiomycetes, Chaetothyriales, Herpotrichiellaceae. The record is from RefSeq and is a predicted model, not a curated record. The transcript has a single exon. Bases 1 to 741 code for a protein of 246 amino acids.